Messenger RNA from Cotesia congregata, 435 nucleotides. The record is from the annotation of a GenBank genome assembly. Lineage: Eukaryota; Metazoa; Arthropoda; Insecta; Hymenoptera; Braconidae.
AUGAGUAUUAUUAACUUAAUAAAUAAAGUGUCAAGCUUGAGAGUCAAUCCAAGCUGGUGUUUGACUAGACUAACCCGGUACGCGACAAAACAAGAUUCCAAAGACCCAGAGCCGGAAAUUCCACGAAAUGAAUUGCAAGGAUUGUUCAGCGCCCAGAAUCAGAAGGAAAACGGCAAACCCUACGACAAAAAGCCCUUCAAAAUGAGGCUCGAGGCCGGGAAAAGGUACGCCUGGUGUCUCUGCGGGCACAGCAAGAGUCAGCCCAUCUGCGACGGCACUCACAAGAAUAUUUUCCUUAAAAUAAAAUUGAGGCCCAUUUUGUUCGAAGUUAAAGAAAGUAAAGAGUACUGGCUGUGUAAUUGUAAGCAGACUUCCAACAGGCCCUUCUGCGACGGGUCUCAUUUCGAUGAUGAUAUCCAGUCUAAGAGAUUUUAG